AUGGUCGUCAUGGACACGUAUCGGAAUGUGGUGGUGAUGCCCGUGGUCAUCGGGGCCGAUGUUUUCGACCGGCUGCCAAGACACUCACAGGCCAUUCAUUAUUGUUAUUAUUAUUGUGGAUCGAUAAUACGGUCGACGAUACGAGGCCGGUGGCAGCGGACAACCACAACCACUGACAGAACGGAGCAGGACCAAAACCGCGACCACCGUGAACAGCGAACACACGGGCAAAUGUUUCUGGUGGCCACCGUCGGCUCCCUCCUGGCGAUGGUGUCGCGGUUCAUCCCACUGCUGCUGUUAUUGGUUGCAUAUGGUCACUGCAGAGUUACCACCACUAUUCGCUUUGGCCGUGAACGAGACAGGUUGUCGAAGCCUGCCGUAAUUCCACUGAAAGACGAGACGUUCUCUUCGGCCGCGUCUGUCACUCGGACAUUAGACGUAGUGGUUUUUCUGCGGGCACCAGGGAGCGGUUCAAGGCACAUGUCGGUGCUUUGUUACUCGGGGCUGGUCGAUGACGGCGGCGGCGCGGACACCGGAAAAGGCCACAACGACAGUACGGAAGGAAAUGAACCGUGGGCCAUCGAGGCGACGGCGACGGCGACCAACGAACAGGGAAAGGCGGCGCCACCGUCACUGCGACCGCAACCGCAACCGCCACUAGCCUCUUUCGUUGGCGUUUCGUGUGUGCAAGCAAGGACGACGAAACAGAGGAGAAGAAAACAGCCGUUCGAGCGACGAAAUAAACUACUGACGCGUUGGCAGGGCCAAAUGGCGAUCAUCGUCGGCUCAAGUUUGACAGAAAACACUUCAGUUCACCAUGCAGCGAGUGCAUCGCUGGCGAUGACCAGCGCCUUGGUCGCACUGAUGCUGACCGUCGGCUCAGUGGUGGCCGCUACGGUCGCCUUGCUGCCGCCGCCUCUGCGGGAAGUGCCGCCGUCCUCCGCCGCCUCCGCCGCCGCCGCCGCCGCCGAACUCGACCACAACCCGAAGACCCAGCUCGACUUGGGUUAA
Molecule: messenger RNA, 1011 nt
Organism: Soboliphyme baturini
Lineage: Eukaryota; Metazoa; Nematoda; Enoplea; Dioctophymatida; Soboliphymatidae
Source: the annotation of a GenBank genome assembly